GGUAGUUUUCGUUUAUGUGGAUCUAAAACACCCUUAUUCUUUUGAUUAAAAUAUGUGCUUUAAAAUAGUAUUUGAUUUGUCUACGUAAGCGAUCAACCAGCCGUUUCAGGCAUCGUAUUAUAGCAAAGUAAUUUGCUAAAAUACAUUAUGCUUGUUACAUCGAGUGUGAAUCGUAAAUGCUUUGCGUGGUUUUUUUUUUAUAGGAAUUGUCUUGCAGGUACAAACAAUUACGAUCGAGAUGAAUAUGUUGACAUUGAACAACUACUGAAUAUGUAUGCCGUACACACAGGACGCCGCUUCAAAUCAAGAUUUACAAGGGUCUAUAGAGCGACCGGUAUUUAUUGACCUGACACAUGACGAGGAGGCUGGCUCCAGCAGAGCGGUUCCGGACCCCUCAUUAUUAAUCGAAAGGAGUUGUGAUCUUACCACUGGUGGCGACGCAUGCUGCGUAGUGCCAGAGCCGUCAUUAUUCAUCGAAAGGAGUUGCGGAUCCGGUGACGAUGUGUCUAGCUGGACAGAUACACAGCUGAACGUUUGGGAGCGUUCGUCUUGGUCCAGCGAGCGAGAGGAGAGGUCUCUGAUAAGGCGUCAGCAGACACCGUUAGCAGAACGAGAAGAUAUCGCCGUCGACGAACGAUCAUCAUCGACGGGGGGUAGACAGACGCCGUUUGCUCUUCAAGCUCAAAAUACUGUCUCGCUAGAUCAACUCAACGCUAUCUUAAGAGAGUCUAAUAUUCCUUUACACGAGUCCAUUGACAGACUGUGGGGUUCUGUCGGUGAGAUACAUACGAUUCUUAUGAGAUUGUAUGCUUUUAUCGAAGGUGUUAAUCAUCGCGACGAAGCGCUGGAGAAUUCUUUCAACCGUUUGCUCGAGUCAUCAAACGAGCAGAUGAGAGAAAGGCGUCUAAUAGUUGAACUCCUCUGUGCUAUAAACGCCGUACUAUUUUCUAGAUAGUCACUAUUUUUAUAUUGACCAGUGAUCGCUAUAAGUUUUUACAUUUAUCUCUAUAUCUUAU
This is a messenger RNA of Triplophysa rosa, 1016 nucleotides long. RefSeq lists its product as uncharacterized. The transcript has 5 exons. NCBI's taxonomy places the organism in Eukaryota, Metazoa, Chordata, Actinopteri, Cypriniformes, Nemacheilidae. The coding region runs from base 275 to 955 and encodes 226 amino acids. The record is from RefSeq and is a predicted model, not a curated record.